Molecule: messenger RNA, 486 nt
Organism: Microplitis demolitor
Lineage: Eukaryota; Metazoa; Arthropoda; Insecta; Hymenoptera; Braconidae
Product: zinc finger protein 593
Exons: 4
Coding region: 25-486 (153 amino acids)
Source: RefSeq, a predicted model, not a curated record
UACGUACGCCAGUCACCAGGGGAAAUGAAAAUCAAUACAAAAAUACGACAAAUACAUUCAUAUUCAUCAUACAUGCCUUAUAAAAGACGUAAAACUGUCCAGAGUAAUGGAAUGAAAAAAGGUUUAAAAACUAAGCGUAAGAACAGGGAUCUCGAUCAGAUUGAUGACGAUUUGCAACCAGAGAAUGCUAAAAAAUUAUUAAAUCAAGAUAUUGAUUUUGAUAAACCUGGUAGUGGACAAUUUUAUUGUGUCGAGUGUUCGAGGCAUUUUAUUGACGAAGAGGCUCGGGACAAGCAUCGGCGAUCAAAAGUCCACAAGCGGAGACUAAAAGCCCUGGAGAUAACGCCGUACACUAUCGAGGAGUCAGAACGCGCAGCAGGACACGGCAGCUGGGUGACUCCCGCAAAGAGAAAAAUAGAAACGCUGACGAGAGAUAAACUGGAGCAAGAUCUUGAGCCCAAGAGAAUGAGAACCAGCUCAACAUAA